Molecule: messenger RNA, 399 nt
Organism: Lycium ferocissimum
Lineage: Eukaryota; Viridiplantae; Streptophyta; Magnoliopsida; Solanales; Solanaceae
Exons: 1
Coding region: 1-399 (132 amino acids)
Biological process (GO): DNA integration
Molecular function (GO): nucleic acid binding
Source: RefSeq, a predicted model, not a curated record
AUGGAGAACGAUUGUAGCAAAUUCAUCCAGAAAUGCCACAAAUGUCAAAUUCAUAGAGACUUGAUAAAGGUCCCUCUGAUAGUACUGAAUGAUAUGACGUCGCCUUGGCCAUUCGUCGCUUGGGGCACAGAUGUCAUAGGACCAAUUGAGCCAGUUGCAUCAAACAAACACCGCUUCAUUUUGGUCGCCAUAGACUACUUCACCAAGUGGGUGGAAGCAGCAUCUUAUGCAUCAUUAACAAAGAAAGUAGUCGCCGAUUUUGUGCAUAAUAACACCAUAUGUCAAUUUGGCAUCCCAGAAUCAAUCAUAACAGACAAUGGGGCAAAUCUAAACAGCCGCCUGAUGAAAGAGAUAUAUGCUCAAUUCCAAAUCACUCAUCGAAAUUCAACUGCAUACUGA